Messenger RNA from Cetraspora pellucida, 1575 nucleotides. Lineage: Eukaryota; Fungi; Glomeromycota; Glomeromycetes; Diversisporales; Gigasporaceae. The record is from the annotation of a GenBank genome assembly.
AUGGCUACUGAACAAUCCCCUUUACUCAGUGUUGGGAAUGAUGCUAUUGAUCCUCCUGAUAGAAUUGAGAGACAUCGUGUGAAGUUUCCAUUGGGUCUCAUCGCAUUUCUCUCAUUGAUUGUUGGGUUUGUCUUAUUUGUCAUAUUCGUACCGCAUAAUACUCAACUAACUCCUAAUAUAUUUUCCCACUUGAAAGCAUUAAAUGAAAUUGCAAAAAAAUCAAAUAACUCUCGUUCAAUAACAAAUGGAUAUAAUGCAUCAGCUGAAUAUAUUAUUAGUAAUUUAAUUAAUAAGACAAAUUGUGAUGUAAAAUUACAAUAUUUUAAAGUACCCAUUUGGGAGAAAGAAAAGGAGGCAGAGUUGAAUGUCUCGUUUGUUAGCACUGAUGAAAUGGUUGUGUUUCAAGGUGGUAUCGAUUUUUGGAGUGAGUAUUUCAUGCAAAAUUUAAAAUUUACGGACAUGCUUUUAUGUCGGUGUCGAUUUUAUAAAGGUAUGCGAGAUGGUGGUCAAGCAGCAAGCUUGGUUUCUCAAAAAAUUGUUGAAAUACAAGACCCCCUUGAUAAUAAGACUGAAUGGAAUGUUCAAGGAAAUAUUGUUCUGAUUCAAUUUGGAAAUUUUAGUGUUUGGGAUGUUGCGUAUAAAGCUGAACAAAAUAAAGCGUCUGCCGUUGUUUUCUAUAAUUCACCAGAGCAAACCAAACUUUCAUAUGUUCGAGUAAGGAUUGCUGAAUGGAAAGAAGGAGAUCCUUUAAUGAGCAUACCCGUUAUUGCAGCCUCUAAUUCACUUGGCCGAAUACUCAAGAUUUCAUCCUCCGUCAAUAUCACUACUUACACAAAAAUUUUUGUCACCGAGACAUUUAACAUUUUGUGCUAUUUAAACGAUCAUGGUGAUAAAGAAAAUACAAUAAUUUUAGGUGCCCAUUUGGAUUCUGUUCCUGCCGGUCCUGGUAUGGUUGAUAAUGCUUCUGGGUCUGCAACAUUACUGGAGAUUCUGUUGAUAUUAGAGAAACAACAGUAUAAACCAAAGAAUAGAUUAGCAUUUGCUUGGUGGGGAGCUGAGGAGAUUGGACUGGGGGGAUCAAGACAUUUUGUUAGAAAGCUUGUUAAAAGCAAAGAUAAAAAACAUAUUGCCAUGUAUUUGAAUUUUGAUAUGUUAGGAAGUCCGAAUUAUAUACCAUUUAUUCUAAAAGGUUCGGAUGCACCACCAGACGCAAGAAAUGGCUCAAUAAAAAUUCAACACAUGUUAGCAGAUGAAUUCAAAAAAUUAAAUGAACCCUAUGAUAUUUCUAGCAUGUUGGGUGGUAGUGACUUUUUACCUUUCGUUCAAAAGGGAAUUCCAUCAGGUGGUCUUUAUACUGGAUCAAGUGAAAUAAAAAGUAGUGAAUCACAACAAAAAUUUGGUGGAAUUGCUAAUGUACCUUUAGAUCCUUGUUAUCAUCAAGCAUGUGACAUGUUGGAUAACGUUAACAAAGAUGCUAUUGGCUUGAUGUCAAAGGUUGCUUUGGAAGUAAUCGUUAAAUUUGGAAGUAUGAAAGAUUUGAGAAAACAUUUGAAUAAGGGAGUAGAAAAUAUUUAA